This is a messenger RNA of Sphenostylis stenocarpa, 735 nucleotides long. NCBI's taxonomy places the organism in Eukaryota, Viridiplantae, Streptophyta, Magnoliopsida, Fabales, Fabaceae. The record is from the annotation of a GenBank genome assembly.
AUGACGACACCACCGUCUUCCUCCUCAGCUUCGCAAUCGCAAUUUGCGUAUUCAAACCCUUCCUAUUUCCCCGUCCCCUUUCACCUGCAGCAACCCGCAACCACACACUACGCUGCACCAUACGUCGCCGCUCCCUCUGUGCAAAUCCCCGCUCCUCCCGUCGUCGGUCCGGUUGCGCCGGCACCGGUUCCUGGUGUGUACUCCGCCGUGCCGCAAUAUCAGGCGCAGCAGUUAUUUGAGAGGGAUGCGCAGAUAAUAACGCCGGAGGCUCUUGAGAAUGUUAAAGCGGCGAUUGCGAGCAGCGACGUGGAGCACAAAACCGAUGCCAAAAGGAAAGCGGUUCCUCGCAAAGCUGCUGGCCAAUCAUGGGAGGAUCCUAUCCUUGCAGAGUGGCCAGAAGAUGACUAUCGGCUCUUCUGUGGUGAUCUUGGUAACGAAGUGAAUGAUGAUGUUCUUUCAAAAGCUUUUUCCCGAUUUCCUUCCUUUAACAUGGCGCGAGUUGUCAGAGAUAAGCGGACUGGUAAAACAAAAGGUUAUGGAUUUGUUAGCUUUGCCAAUCCUUCUGACCUUGCUGCUGCUCUUAAAGAAAUGAAUGGUAAAUAUGUUGGAAAUCGGCCAAUAAAACUACGCAAGAGUAAUUGGAAGGAGAGGACUGAUUAUGAAGCACUGGAGAAACAGAAGAAUCACAUUCAAAAGAAGCCAAAAAUGUCUAGGAAAGGGGUGCUGCACAAGUGA